GGCACGGCCCCUGUCAGUAUUUGGGCCCGGCUCUUCUCGAGCUCAUCGUUAUCCUCCUGCCCGCUUUCCCCGCCCUCCUUGACCGCAGCUCGAGAAUCGAGAAGCCGCCGCCGUUUGCGCGACUGGGGCCGGACGAGUUUGAGGGUCUGGGGGUCGGUGCUGCCGCCUUUGCCUCCGAGCCUGGGCCCAGCCGCCGCCGUGGUCGCCACCUCGGCGGGGCGGGGAGAUGCAGCCGCCGCCGGGCCCGCCCCAGCUGUAUUCGCCCACUAACGGGGACUUUACCUUCGUUUCCUCUGCAGAUGCUGAAGAUCUCAGUGGUUCAAUAGCAUCUCCAGAUGUCAAACUAAACCUUGGUGGAGACUUUAUCAAAGAAUCUACAGCUACUACGUUUCUGAGACAGAGGGGCUAUGGCUGGCUCUUAGAAGUGGAAGAUGAUGACCCUGAAGAUAACAAGCCUCUCUUGGAAGAACUGGACAUUGAUCUGAAGGACAUUUACUACAAAAUUCGAUGUGUAUUGAUGCCAAUGCCAUCACUUGGUUUUAAUAGGCAAGUGGUGAGAGACAAUCCUGAUUUUUGGGGCCCUUUAGCAGUUGUUCUUUUCUUCUCAAUGAUUUCAUUAUAUGGACAGUUCAGGGUGGUUUCAUGGAUCAUAACUAUUUGGAUAUUUGGCUCCCUAGCAAUUUUCUUAUUAGCCAGAGUACUUGGUGGAGAAGUUGCAUAUGGUCAAGUUCUUGGUGUCAUAGGAUAUUCGUUACUUCCUCUCAUUGUAAUAGCGCCUCUACUUUUGGUGGUUGGAUCAUUUGACGUUGUAUCAACACUAGUAAAACUGUUUGGAGUCUUUUGGGCUGCCUACAGUGCUGCUUCCCUAUUAGUUGGUGAAGAAUUCAAGACCAAGAAGCCUCUCCUGAUUUAUCCAAUUUUUUUAUUAUUCAUUUAUUUCUUUUCCUUAUAUACUGGGGCGUGAUCUGAACAAAAAAGGCAUAUAUGGGUAGGAAAUUAUUACAUACAUAUGCAGGCUGGAAAUUCAUGUGGAAUAGAUUGGAGAAAACAUGUAUGUAGAUGGUCUUAUAUGUCCCAGUUGUAAAGACAGGUUUAAGAUUUAAAAGCCUGCUUAUCCAUUACUAUUUAAGCAGUUGUAGCUAUAUAGAUGUGUCAGAAUUCUAAAUUUUGUUUAAAAUUCUUCAUAUUUCAGUGAAUAAGAUAUAAAAGCAUUGUGUUUAUAAGAUCAUGUCAGUAUAUACCUGAAUACCUGUGCCAAAAGCACCAGGACUGGGUUAUUGUAUUACACUUGAAGGGUAAAUAUGGCAAGAUCUUGAUAAUCUAAAAGUGCAAAUUUUUUUUCAUUUAAUAAGCUGAAUUUUUUUCGCACAGCAAAUUCUGUAG
Gracilinanus agilis (Agile Gracile Mouse Opossum) is the source of this 1383-nucleotide messenger RNA. RefSeq names its product Yip1 domain family member 4 (gene YIPF4). Gene Ontology annotation, cellular component: trans-Golgi network; membrane. Gene Ontology annotation, biological process: vesicle fusion with Golgi apparatus; endoplasmic reticulum to Golgi vesicle-mediated transport. The coding region runs from base 227 to 964 and encodes 245 amino acids. NCBI's taxonomy places the organism in Eukaryota, Metazoa, Chordata, Mammalia, Didelphimorphia, Didelphidae. The record is from RefSeq and is a predicted model, not a curated record. The transcript is spliced from 6 exons.